Messenger RNA from Laccaria bicolor S238N-H82, 648 nucleotides. RefSeq lists its product as uncharacterized. The record is from RefSeq and is a predicted model, not a curated record. The transcript has 2 exons. Lineage: Eukaryota; Fungi; Basidiomycota; Agaricomycetes; Agaricales; Hydnangiaceae. Bases 1 to 648 code for a protein of 215 amino acids.
AUGUACACCGGAAUGUUCCCCGGAAUGGUCUUCCCCGGAAUGGGCAGGAAUGGUGUUCCCCGGAUUUAUUUAUUUUCAAUGGAUCACAAACAAUGUUUGUUUGGUGAACAUGCUCACCAAACAUGGCCACUCUCUUCUUCCACCACCACCACCAUGCUCGUCACCGCCGCCAACGCCACGCCAUCACCGUCACCCAUAGCCACCACCGCCAACGUCGCUCCUCGAUCACCCAUGGCCACCACGACCACCAACAUCGACCACGACACCCUUCAACAACAACGCGGCGACGCCACGUCACGAAACAACGAGCGCCGUAACCCACGAAAACCCCCAACGCCCACGAAAACAACGCGCCCGGACACAAAACGACACCCGACGGGCACAAAACGACGCCCACCGCCCACGUACACCGCCAGCGCCCACGAAAACCAUACCCCGCCCACGAAAACAUCCCACCACCCACCGAAAAACACGAGCGCCCACCGAAAAACACGCGCCGCCCACCGAAAAACACGCACCGCCCAUACAACACACGACGGCACCACGCCGCCUACCAAAACCACCACGUCCACACCAACGCCACCCACGACGACGCCCCCAACGGCAACCAGCGCCCACGACGACGGCGACGACAACGCCCACGAAUAA